AUGGCACAAUUCAGAGCUGGAAUUGAGCAUGAAUCUCUGGAGUUUGUUAUCAACCAUGUCUUCCUUCCCCCACAGCUCCCACAAAACACUGAGGAAUACAUCGGCAAUAAAAACAAUGCGCUCUUACAGCUUCUGCACCAAAGCUCUGAUUCCUAUGCACGUAAUUUUACCAAGAACUCGGUAUGGUCGGCGGUGAACAAGCUGGUUGAACAUUUUGGCAUGUUUGAAAAUAACACUUCUGUAUCGGCCGAUCUUUUUGCAACGGCAGUGAAGGGUUUGAAGGAUCGAGACGCAAUCGGUAUUCACAUAACAUCUCAAAAUGCUGGGCUUAUUCUCCGCCGUAUCGAAAAUUCCGUGAUCUUCACCUCAUUCGAGGCUUCCCCCACUUCCUCAGCUGUCACUGAAGCGAUAGGAAAACUUCUUAUUUCUUACCCAGGUCCAGCCGUUGCUGUUGCAUGGGAAACAGUGAUCGAUCCCACAUUCCUGAAACCGCUCUCCGAGUUCUUAGAGACGAUGAAACGUGAUCAAAUCAGUGCUGCCUCCGGAAGGGGUCAGAAAGCGGGAGAGACGUUGCAGGAGGAACGAGAGAGCACACACCCGAUGUUUAUCUCUGAGUUGCUGACGGGAAUACUGCGGGGAGUUGGACACGAAGUGAAUGUGGAAAGGUUCAUGAAACGAAUUGGCGAUGAAGUUUUGUGGGAUAACGCGGUUAUACCAUGGAGAAGAAGUCCACUUUGGCUCGUUGUAAGGGUGGCACUUCGGAUGGUGCUCGGGCAAGAGGAUUACAAAUCUUUUAUAAUCUUCUUUAUGGCACAAGUUCUCAUCCUCGCUACACAAAGAGGAGUCAGAGCGGAUAGGUUGUUUGUCAUGAAUGCAAAGUUGGCGAGAAGGGUUUAUAAACUGCGGGACCAGCUACCUCAAUUUGUCCUAGUCGAUGCUGAGAGGGCCGUGGAUGGGACUUACAAGCAAAUAAAUGAUGAAUGGCUUCAGACUCAGAACAGCAUUAGGCGGGACCCAUGGGGUUUAUGGCGGUCAGUAUUUCUCUUCGGCGCAAGCUUCAUGAAGGAUACGGUCAUCACGAUGCGCAAUAGCAGGGAAUAUGUCAAAGGACUUAGACAUAUUAAAUGCACCAAACCUGAGAGGGAGACCUUUACUCCUAGAGAGGUAAGGCGAAUUGACAUGGCGGAUGUAUGGAAGAUGCCGCAAACAUCACGUCUUAAAGAUGCGGGAAUCACUCAAGAUAUUAUGUUGGCAGACUUUGAGAGAUGGGUCAUGGAAAGCCUCGAUGGAUGGUUGACUGUAUUUACGAAUGAGAACACAACCGAAGCCUGCAACACCCUCGGAGGAAGCAUGCAAGACUAUAUGGAAGUGGCAAGGGUUGCAUAUCAAGGGAACCCCGAGAGAAAUUCAAUCAUGAUCUUGACAGUGAUGGAGCUAUGGGUGGCUUUGGAUAAGCUAGCAGUAGAUUCCUGUCCCCUUCUUUCCAAAUACUCACCCGAACUGAACGAAUCCUUCCUUUGCGUCCUCCUCCUUCCCCAGCGUCAACAACGUGUACGGCUCUCCCUGGUUGAGAAUUAUAUCAAAGAACGCCGUUCCGCCUCUCUCCCAAUGAGCACUUCCGUCUUCUCAAAAGAUAUAACAAAACACACAUUCUCCGUCUGUUACUUCCAGUCCUGUGAUAAUCUUGUUCAACUGGAGAAGCAGAUCAGUAGUGAUGCCGCUAUCGAUAGGCAGAACAAGAUCGCCGAGUUGGCUCGGAGAGAAACCGAAUAUUUUAAUGCCUUAGCCAUCAUCCGAACUCUCAGUUGUGACUACUAUACUCACUGGAAAGAUGGAUGGACACGUCACGAUAGAAAUUGCAAAAAGUGCGCCAAGGUCAAAGAGGCAGAUACGAUGAGGAUUGAAGUCCACGAAUGGCCUCUUCCAGAUGAUCCCCUCCUGAAGGCAGCGGUUGUCUUUGAGCUUCGGUGUCCUCAACCAUUUGCAAUCUGGAGAGAGGCAACAUUCCGGAUACGUAAUGACCUCUGCGCACCUAUAAAUACCCAAACUAGCCCUUCUAAACCAUUUGAGAACCUUUCAGACUAUUCCGGCCUUAAACAUUACUUUGAAGACCACAAAGUAUCUGGUCAGAGCACAUUGCGUUAUACCUCCAUGACCAAGUCAUUUUUAUCAUCUCACUACCGCUACAGACGCUUACCCGCUACUACAGAAGACAUUUGUGUCAGGAAUGCACUUAAAUUUGCACUCUAUGACACCAAAAGCGCUCGAUGGACAUCUGACCUGCCGCAUGCCAUUGACUGCCGUCGCCUCUGUACAUUUCGUCUUCCUAAGGGUCCCUAUUCAUCUCUCCAGCAUGCAGUUGAAGGGACUUCACACACACCAAAUCAAGUAUUGGCGCAUCAAUCCAAGUGCCCUCCGGAGCUUCAGCUUCAUGAAUACGUUGCAUUUGGCCUUAUGCGCUCUGGGUGGCGUAUCCAAUGGCUCAACAUGCUCAGAGAGAUUCGAAGCCGCACCUUGACCUUUAGCGCUGAGCCAGUCGGUAUGCUCUAUUUUCAAGCAGCCUGGCAGGUAGGACAUUCUGGAAACGUUGAUAAUGGAAGAGAGUGCCAUGUGGAACCCGGAGAAGAAGAUUUUGGGGAACAUAUGAUAAAGGAAUUAGAGGUACUGCUGGAAGGAGUCAAAGAAAAUUGGCAAGAGGUUACGGCUGUCCAGAUAAUGAUUGUUUUGGCAAUCCAGAUCAUGGCAGGAACAGAGUCAACGUAUGUGUGUUCCAGAGCAGUGCAGUUCCUCAAAGAAGCACGGAGGUGUAUUACCUAUGGCGAUAAAAUCACUAUUGGCAAGAGAUACACGAAUGGCCUAUGCUAUCGAGGGACAUCUAAGAGGUUUGUCUGGAAUGCGUAUGAGCGAGGAGAAUCCUGGUCGGCCAUGGACUGCCCGAAUGAACGAUGGGUAUAUACUUAUACCGGUGGAGGGGAGGGGAAGGAAAGUCAGAAGGUGCAUUACAAUCUAAUCAGCGGGGAAUUAUUGGUGGAGGGGUUACCACUAGGAAGAAUGCCUGUGUCAUAUACAAAUCAUCCCACGUACAAAGAGCUAUUUCAAGAGAAGAUACUGAAUGUAUAUCCCUCAAAUAUGCCUGGAAUGAUUUUCCAGACGAGGCACGCAAUAUACGGCCAUAAGGUUGCUUUUGCAAUGCAAGAACCAGAAAACGAGCUUAUAAUCCGCACCGAGCGCGAGAAAGACGGUAUCUUUCAUCAAUUCGUUCCGAGCGACAAGCUUUUUGGCGAUUUACCUGCCAAUAUCAUCUCCAAUCACGUCUUUUGGUUAGAGUUACCGUCCGCCGCUGCAAUGCUCUCUGGUAACGACUUUACUACCGGCGUAAUUUAUCUACGGGAUCGCAAAACCCCUUGGAAGACAAAAGAAAAGUUCUAUAUUUCGCAUAGCUAUGAUGACUUCAAGACCGUGCUUAGACUUGGCGAGGAUCGUCACUUGAUUGAUGUCCGCAGUGGUCCUGCAAAUGCCAUUGCCGCCGUUCUCGCCCCUCUAGAAGCUGCAGAGUUUAUACAGGUUACCUACGGGGCUGCCGUUGUUAGGGUACAUCUUCCUCGGCUGAAGCUUGACUUUUCAGUCAACCGGGACAAUUUCAUGGAGUGCAGGCAGUUCCCUGCUAUGGUGAUAGAUCAUGAUCAAACGGUUGGAACUUUCAUUGGGCUACAAAACAUUCUUGUUGUCCGCCAGGGCCCAAUCCGAAGCGUCAUCAUCCCUCAUGGAAAGAUCCUUUUCGAACAAGAGGGAAAACAUACAAAAGUUAAAAUCGAUACCACGGGAAUGGAGAGGGUAAAGUACCAUGUCUACACGCUCAACCGGAUUCUGGGAACGGUUGUUGGAAAUGGAAGUCUCACAAGCCAUCUAUAUAAGGUCUAUCUACAUGCAGUAACUUCGCAUUGUCUUCCAGACCCCUUCACUCAGAGAACUGGGACAGAAGAGGCAUUACUCGGACUGAGAGCAGCGGCAACCAGAUCCUUUCAGAGAGUGGAGACGGAUAGCUUUGAAGCCGAUCUUUUUAGGCGUAUCUCUGAUUUGACGCCAAUUCGUGAAUACUAUCCGAAACAUCUCAAACGCAUGCAGCAGGUAAAGUGGAUAUCUGGGCUUUCUCCUCUUGCACAACAUGACGAAUUUCGCAAGGCUGUCCAAGAAGUCUCAGAGUAUGCCGAACUUUUGAAUAUUUUUGAAGAUGUUAGAGGCUCAAUCCUUUCCCACAAUGUUGGAGCAGAAGAUCUGGCACACAGAGCAGCGAAAAGAAAUGCGGUAUUUCGGACAGAGCAGUUUGGAGGAAAUAUGGUAGAAGACAAGACAGAGGACAAGAUAUACGCGGCGAGGGAUAUGGUUGAUGGGAGUACCGAAGAGGCUAGAGUUGCAUAUGUGGCUCGGCUCGUCAAAGAAUGGCGUGGGCCGUUUAACGUUCAUCCGAAUAUAUUAAACUUCCUUGAGGGCCUGGGUGAGAUACAGGGAUCUGCGCCGAGAGAGGGGGGACUCAAGAUGGAGCUGGGAUUCAACGACAAAUGGCUGGAGCCGGAUUUGGCGUCGGUCUGGAUCGCCUUGUAUAACGGUCUAAGGGAAGUAAGAACGAAUGCUGAGCGAUAUGACUGGUUAUUCCUUCUCGCCACUUUGGUGUACUCUGGUGAGGUUGAGCUCACAAUCAUCGAGACCUUGCUGGCAUUUGGAACGGUUGAAGCCUUCAAGACGAUCGAACCUCCAACUCAUUCUUCCUACAACCUACGGCAUGGAUACGAACCAUAUGAUGAGGCACUUUGUAGCAUCAUCAAACCCUGCGCUAUAGACUUCGCCGCCAGCGAGGAGUCUAAACUGGAUGGUUGGGUGCUGGAGAGUGAACAGGCGACUCAACAACGACGAUCCAAUACGUUUAAUCAUAAUAAGGAGAAACAAGCAAGAGAGAUGGCGCGUGAGCUACGUCUGUCUUGGCCUAGCCUUGAGCCUAAUAUCGCUGUUGAAGCUGCCUACCCGCUAUACAAUGUUGCGGAUGUACUCUUGGCCGUUGAGCCUUGGUUUAAGAGUUGGAAUCACAAUUCCGACUUUCGAAGCCAUAUUUUAGAUGUACAGAAGGUUUUGGAAAGGAUCAACAACAGUCAGAAAUCUAUCCCCUCCGUUUACCACUUUAUGCCAUGCGAAUACAGUCAAUCAAGGCGGCGAAAUACCAUACGACUUUCAGACCUUUUGGCGCGCUCAACUCCUUCCCUACCGACGCGACCGGAUAUUCUGGCACGGAACCCUGUCGCUCGGGAUUCAGGAGCAGAUUCAAAACCAAAAAAUCAUGGCCUUGAAGAUCUUUUGCGAGACUUCCGAGCUUCGCACCCUGGGAAGUUCCAAAAAAUAUACACCCAAGGUCUCGAGGAUAGCAUUCGUGCGUUUCAAUCUGAGCCGGCGCCUCCUGAUUCAGUUGAGGUGAUUGGUCUUCUGAACAAAUUGAAGAAGCUAAAGGUGGAAUCUGAGGAGUACAUGUGGAAGGUCUUCAGGGCUAUUGAGCAGCAACUGAAACCAAAGCUUCUCAAAGGUAGCUUCAUGGCCUUCCAAGCUGGUCUCUGGCCACGAAUCUGCCCAAUGCUCCUCCUUCAACAACUGGCCACCAAUUGUACCAUUGAACUAUCUCCAGAUUGGAAAGAGGCCCUUAUAACGUAUGGUAUUGCCAUUACCACUCUUCAGCGCCUUGAGCGCCUCAUCCGUAUUUCUCCGAAGAAUACGUCUCCAGAUAUAAGCUCUGAUUUCCUCAAAGAGCUCGAGAAUACUGGGCACGAGAGAUGGGAUCCCAUCCAACACCCGGACUGGCUUCUUAUAGAAAUCGAGAAUAAUCUGCUCAUCCGCCCAGUCCAAGCUGAUAUCGCUUCGAAGAUGACCACACCCCCUAAGAACACAAAUACAAUCAUGCAAUUAUGUAUGGGUGAGGGAAAGACUUCCGUGAUUGUCCCAAUCGUCGCAGCAUCCCUUGCAGACACGAAGAAGCUGGUGCGUGUUGUGGUGCUGAAGCCAUUAUCAGGACAGAUGUUUCAAACACUUGUCCAGAAGCUUGGCGGCUUGGUGAACAGGCGAAUCUUCUUCAUGCCAUUUUCAAGGGGUAUUUCCAUGGGGAAGGAGCAGAUAAAAGUGGUCAAUCAGCUGUAUGAUGAUUGUCUGAAAGGUCGUGGGAUACUGCUGGUCCAGCCAGAACAUAUUCUUUCGUUCAAGCUACUUGGACUAGAAUGGCUUCAUAACUCCGCAACGGAUAAGGAGAGAGGAACUGCGCAAUCGGGUGGGAUGGUUAAGAAAUAUGAUCGGCAAGUGGCGCGGUUACUACUCGAAAAACAGAGAUGGCUGGACACAACAUCGAGGGAUAUACUGGACGAGAGUGACGAGAUUUUGAACGUAAAACAUGAGUUGAUCUAUACAAUCGGGGAUCCGGCACCAAUACAGAAUCAUCCUGAUCGAUGGGUCAUCAUUCAAGAGAUAUUCAAUUUAAUAAAGGAGCAUUUCAUGGGAUUGGAAACCAGUGUUCAAGACUUUGAACUGGAGAGACAUAACGAUACAAAGAGAUUUGGGUCAAUACGAAUCUUAAAUCUCGAGGCCGGCAAAGAUCUGCUCAACCAAAUUGCGCAUAGAAUUGUUGAAGACCAACUUCUUACUGUUUCCUUUCGACUCUUCCCCGCCGAUAUGCGAGCACUCGCUACCAGGUUCAUCACCGAUACCUACAUGACCAAAGAGGAUGCGGCCCCUCUUCUUAGGUACUUCAAUAAAAAUAGCAUAACUAGCGAUAUACUCUAUCUCCUCCGAGGUCUAAUCGCUCACAACAUUUUGCUUUUCUCUCUCAAGGAAAAGAGGUGGAAAGUUGAUUACGGCCUUGAUCUCAAUCGGUCUCUUCUUGCGGUGCCAUAUAGAGCCAAGGACUCACCGGCCGGGAAAGCAGAGUUUAGUCAUCCCGAUGUCGCAAUUAUCUUGACCUGCCUCAGCUACUACUACGGUGGACUGGAUGAUAUACAAUUGGAGACAUGUUUCAGGAAUCUUUAUAAAUCAGAAAACCCAGCUCUGCAGUACGAGAAAUGGAUCAAGGGCGUCGAUCUUCCGAAGCCGUACCUCCAAAGGCUCAACGGUAUCAAUCUUGAAGACAGGAAGCAGUGGGAAAAGAUAAUAUAUCCAACGUUUCACUUCAACAAAGCAGUUAUUGACUCGUAUCUCUCCGGAGUUGUCUUUCCUAAAGAAGCCAAAGAGUUCCCUUAUAAACUCUCCUCGUCGGGCUGGGACGUUGCUGUUUCCAAGAUAUACCCAACUACCGGGUUUAGUGGAACAAAUGAUAAUCGCUACCUCCUUCCACUAUCUAUCGAGCAACUCGAUACGGAAGAGCAGCUAAACACCAAUGCCCGGGUACUGAGCUACCUUCUACAGGAGGGAAAUAACUAUAAAUACAUAGCAGGAGGGCCCAGUAAUAACGAGCGCAUCGGUGUCGAGCAGCUACUCAGGAUCCUUGUCAAUCCAGGUGGUCGUCAAAUUCUAGUUCUGCUGGAUGUUGGCGCGCAGGUUCUGGAAUUCAAGAAUGAGGAAGUUGCAAGGAGAUGGUUGGACCUUGUAUCGGAUGGCACUGCCCAAGCGGCGGUGUACUUCAAUGAUAACGAUGAAUUGACGGCACUGACAAGAGAUGGCAAUAAAGAACCUUUGAUGGUUUCUGCAUUCGCAGAAAGACUAGAUAGUUGUUUGGUUUAUCUAGAUGAAGCACAUACGAGAGGGACUGAUUUGAAACUUCCCGCAAGGGCGAGGGCCGCCGUUACACUAGGACCAAAUCUGACAAAAGAUAGGCUUGUACAAGGCGAGAAUCUCACCCGAUCAAUCCCUAUAACGUGUAUGAGAAUGAGAAAGCUCGGGAAUGGACACACUGUCAUGUUCUGCGGUCCUCCCGAAAUUCAUAGGAAAAUUAUGGCAAUUGCCCAGGAAGAUAAUCGCGAUACUGUCACUGUUCGUGAUGUUCUUUACUGGUCUAUGCAAGAAACCUGCGACAACGCUCGAAAGCUCCUCCCAAUUUGGGCCAAACAAGGAAUUAACUAUCACACGCAUCUCGCAGCCUGGAAUGAUAUUGGCGAAGGAAAAGAGUUCCCUAAGGGAUUGUUAGAGGCAGAAUCUAAAACACUCACGCAACACUAUGGCUUUGAGCGUCUCAGAGAGGAAACAAUCGACUCCUAUCGGAAGCCAGGGGUCAAAGAUAGUGACUUAUCCAAAAUCCUGGAAAAAUGUAAAUCACUCGGGGUCAAGUCAUUCCGUGGGGCGAGGAUGUUGGAGGAGCAGGAGAGGGAGCUUGCACAUGAGGUGGAAUGUGAAAGGGAAAACCAACGGCCGGAACAAGUCGGAGCGGCAAAGCACAAUGUUUCCGACGAGGUCAGACAGUUCGUCUUAACUGGAAUACUCCCGAACAACUUCCGUCGAUCCUUCGUUCCGGCCUUCAGUGUACUUGCGAAAACAUCAGCGAAAGAUAUUUACCAACAGAGUGCAUUCUCUGAAAAGUUGCUGGCAACAAAUGAUUUUUGCAGGGUCGUCGAUGGGCGGCCGCUCAAGGAAAGUAAAACCGAUGACUUUUUACGACCGGUUAACUGGAUUGUCUCAAGUACCGCAGAUAAGAGUAUACUUAUCUUAAUGAGCCCUUACGAAGUGAACAAACUUCUGCCCGAUAUCCGAACCUCCUCAAAGAUUGUUUUACACAUGUACUCCCCCCAGGUCACGCGCUCCACUCCUUCCUACAACUCGCUCAGUUUCUGUACCAUCCCCCGACUCCCCUCGGUCUGGCAACCUAACAUUUCACUCAUCGAUGAGCUCAAUAUCUUUGCCGGACAGCUUUACUUUCCGAACUACAAGGUUUAUCAAAGGGUUUGUGGGUUUCUUGGGCUUUAUCUGGACGAGACCACCCCAGAAAAGAGAUUUGCCAUACAGAGCGACGGAUUUGUCAAAGUCUCUGAUAGAAAGACAGUGGGGAUGCAGUAUAAAUCUCCCUUUGAAAAGAGCCCGGUUACUCUCGUGAGAGAGUUGACUGGGUUCAGGCGGAAGGGGCAGAGCUAUAUUGCCACGCACAUGGGACAUAUAUUGCAUGGGAGGUAUCUGAUGAUGGAUGAUUUUGAAGAACAGAAAUCGGAGGAGGAGGAGGAGGAGGACAAUUUUGGAGAGCAGGAAUCGGAAGAGGGGGAUGAUUUUGGGGAGCUAGGAUGGGAAGAAGAGUUCUCAGCGCUGGGGUUGAAUUGA
Morchella sextelata is the source of this 9264-nucleotide messenger RNA. RefSeq lists its product as uncharacterized. The transcript is spliced from 10 exons. The coding region runs from base 1 to 9264 and encodes 3087 amino acids. NCBI's taxonomy places the organism in Eukaryota, Fungi, Ascomycota, Pezizomycetes, Pezizales, Morchellaceae. The record is from RefSeq and is a predicted model, not a curated record.